Messenger RNA from Sebastes umbrosus (honeycomb rockfish), 2453 nucleotides. It is a transcript of the gene srsf1a, whose product is annotated as serine and arginine rich splicing factor 1a. Gene Ontology annotation, cellular component: cytoplasm; nucleus; ribonucleoprotein complex. The transcript is spliced from 4 exons. NCBI's taxonomy places the organism in Eukaryota, Metazoa, Chordata, Actinopteri, Perciformes, Sebastidae. The record is from RefSeq and is a predicted model, not a curated record. Bases 281 to 1018 code for a protein of 245 amino acids. Gene Ontology annotation, molecular function: mRNA binding.
UUUCCGGUGCUGAUGAACGGUGAAGGAGCGCGGGUCCUGGAGACUAACCGGAGUAGUAGAGAGUAGUGGGCGCCUCGCUGACAGUAUUAGUGUCUCCUCACUAAACGUCCUGCACACUGCAACGUGACACCGGGCGCACAUUUUAUAUUCUCCCUCUCUCUGCUCUACAUCUAGCACCGCGCUUUGGAGUCUAAUCCCGGUGUGCAACCAACAACAGCCCGUUAGCUGCAGCAGCUCGCUGUCUGUCUGUCGGUCGGUCGGUGUGUCGGUAGCUGCCACCAUGUCCGGUGUAGUGCGAGGCCCCGCCGGGAACAACGACUGUCGGAUUUACGUGGGCAACCUUCCUCCUGAUAUCCGCACGAAGGACGUGGAGGACGUCUUCUACAAGUACGGGACGAUACGAGACAUCGACCUGAAGAACCGGAGAGGGGGGCCUCCGUUCGCCUUCAUUGAGUUUGAAGACCCCCGGGACGCCGAUGAUGCGGUCUAUGGGCGUGAUGGGUAUGACUAUGACGGCUACAGGCUGCGGGUGGAGUUUCCUCGGAGCGGCAGGGGCUCAAGAGGCGGGUUUGGUGGGAUCGGUGGAGCCCCCAGAGGCAGAUAUGGACCUCCAUCCAGACGCUCCGAGUACAGGGUCAUUGUGUCGGGACUCCCUCAGAGCGGCAGCUGGCAGGACCUGAAGGACCACAUGCGUGAAGCAGGCGACGUGUGCUACGCCGACGUUUUCAGAGAUGGAACCGGAGUUGUAGAGUUUGUGCGCAAAGAAGACAUGACCUAUGCCGUUCGAAAGCUGGACAACACCAAAUUCCGCUCGCAUGAGGGAGAGACUGCUUACAUUCGUGUGAAAUUAGACGGUCCCCGCAGCCCAAGUUACGGAAGAUCACGCUCCCGCAGCCGUGGCAGUCGGAGCAGGAGCAGGAGUCGCAGCGCCAGCCGCAGCCGCAGCAAUUCCCGUGGCCGUGGCAGAGGAUCGCCCCGCUACUCGCCUCGACACAGCCGCUCUCGCUCCCGUUCUUAAACCUUUCUACCACCAAUGUUUUGCCCUUUUGAUGUGUACCCUCCUGUUUUUACCUCCUAUCAGUUCCUCCAGAUGUCAGCAAUUGAUUUUUAAUUUUUGCAUUUCAUGUCCUGAUGUCCUUGUGGAUGAACUUGGUAUGUAGAUGUACCUCCCCUCCCCUCUCACCCUUUCUCCCCACCCUCUCCAGCUGCUUUGUCCUUUUUGUUUCCUCCCUCUCUCUCUCUCUCUCUCUCUCUCUCUCUCUCUCUCUCUCUUUGUCUCUGUCCCUCUCUGUCCUCUCAAUUUUUGCGACAUUAGGAAUUGUGCUGUGUUGAACUUCAAAAAUGUUGAGUUGCCGUAAGCUGCACUCAAUGUUUUUGCAAGUAUUUUAAAUUGAGUUUUGUUUUAUUUUUUUAAAAAACACAGAGCUUCUCUCAUUGGAUAUGUGGGGUGGACUGUUUUGGACGGGUAGCCCCAAUGCUUAACUGUAUUUUACCCUUGUGUCUUCCUUUAGACAUCUGAAGAGAAGGAUUAAAGUGAUUUGGAAUAAAACCAUUGUGGAGCACAUUUCAUUUGUAUGGUCAGGAUAGGACAACUAAGUGAGGAGCAAUCAGGUCGGGGCAAUGGUACGCUUCAUAUUCCAUAAAUUGAACGUUUUGAUAGGUUGUCAUAUCAUGCAUGUCAUAUUUAACAAAGCCAUAUGUGCUGUACUUUGUUAUAUAUACAAUUUUUAACUCUGGCUUGUGACUGAGAAUAAGCAGUCCUAGAUCAAUUGUUGUGAUGUAAGUGUAACAUCUUUGCUGUCAAAUGUAAAAAUCUGAAUCACUACUUUGUUGCAAAAACGUCCCACUUUUAACUUUUAAAUGUCCUCAUUGGUUAAAAUGUUUUAACUUCAGGGAGCGAUAGUUUUUAUGCUCAGUGGGGUUGUUUUUUUUCUUGAUCUGACAUGAGUGCUCAAAAAUGGAAAAAUUAGGCCCAAAAAUCUUGACAUUUUAUUCUAACAGUCUGCCUCUGAUUUUCUUCCUGGUAUUUCAAGGUUUUGAUUGGAGGAGUGGCUCAGUGGAUCCCAAUCCUUGGAGCUGGAUGAGUGGAUCGAUUAGGACAGGGAUAGGCAAGGAUGGAUGCUCGGAACGGGAUCAGUUUUCCAGGAUUCAAAUGAGUUUUGAUUUCAGAACUAAUUAACGGAAGUCCCAUAGCAACUUUUUUUUUUCUAUUAGGCCCCCCAAUGCCUAUUUAACGUUUUUCAGUGGUAAUGGCUUUAUUUUACAAGAAAACGAAACUGAGGACCAGGAAGUUGGAUCAAAGGAUGGAGUCGUAGAUGCCUGGUAUGAAGGAAUUAAUAAUUGGGGAGGUUGGGACGGGGUUUCAUGUGGGGAGUAGUUUGUAUGAUUUAAUUUGCUUAAUCUUGCUUUUCUUUUCUCUUAGCAUUUUCAAUAAAAACACUUUCAAACAAGAA